Oryzias melastigma (Indian medaka) is the source of this 2284-nucleotide messenger RNA. It is a transcript of the gene agbl4, whose product is annotated as ATP/GTP binding protein-like 4. Gene Ontology annotation, biological process: proteolysis. Gene Ontology annotation, molecular function: metallocarboxypeptidase activity; zinc ion binding. Bases 101 to 1561 code for a protein of 486 amino acids. The transcript is spliced from 13 exons. The record is from RefSeq and is a predicted model, not a curated record. NCBI's taxonomy places the organism in Eukaryota, Metazoa, Chordata, Actinopteri, Beloniformes, Adrianichthyidae.
CUUCCUCGUGGAUGCCGCCACGGCGCCACUCCCGCUUCCUCCUCCUCCGUUGUCGUGGCAACCCACAGAGCGCGUCUGCUGCUUCACAACGAAGAGGAAGAUGGAGGAGAAAAUUGUCGAGGCUGAUGGUGAAACGGGCGCCGAAGACGCCCUGGUGGGAAACGUCAAUAAGCUGAUGGUGACCCCGCCCGGAUACUCAGGAGCGCCGCGGAAAGGACACCUGGUGUUUGAUGCCUGCUUUGAGAGUGGAAACUUGGGCCGCGUCGACUACAUCAAUGACUUUGAGUUUGACCUCUUCAUCCGACCGGACACCUGCAACCCUCGCUUCAGAGUCUGGUUCAACUUCACCGUGGAGAACGUUCGGGAGACGCAGAGGGUCAUUUUUAACAUUGUCAACUUCUCCAAGACCAAGAGCCUGUACAGAGAUGGCAUGUCUCCCGUGGUCAAGUCUACCAGCAGGCCCAAAUGGCAGAGACUUCCCCCCAAGAACGUGUAUUACUAUCGCUGUCCCGAUCACCGACGCAACUACGUCAUGUCUUUCGCCUUCUGCUUCGACCGGGAGGACGACGUGUUCCAGUUCGCCUACUGCUACCCGUACACCUACUCCCGGCUGCAGCACUACCUGGCCAGCUUGGAGCGCAAGAACCUUCCUUACGUGCAGCGGGAGCAGCUGGGGCUCAGUGUGCAACAAAGGCGGCUGGACCUGCUAACCAUCACCAACUCCGACCGCCUGAGUCCAGACAAGGAGAAGAAGCUGGUUUUCCUUACAGCUCGUGUUCACCCCGGAGAGUCUCCCGCCUCCUUCAUCUGUCAAGGUGUGAUCGACUUCCUGGUGAGCCAGCAUCCAGUUGCUCAGAUCUUGCGGGAUCACGUCAUCUUCAAGAUCGUCCCGAUGCUGAAUCCUGACGGAGUUUAUCUGGGCAACUACAGGUGUUCUCUGAUGGGCUUCGACCUGAAUCGACACUGGCAGGAUCCCUCUCCGUGGGCACACCCGACGCUUCACGCUGUGAAACAGCUCAUCGUGCAGAUGAACCAGGACCCAAGGGUUAGCUUGGAGUUCUACAUUGACGUCCAUGCCCACUCGACCAUGCUGAACGGCUUCAUGUAUGGAAAUGUGUUUGAGGACGAAGAGCGCGUCCAGAGACAGGCCGUCUUCCCCCGACUGCUGUGCCAAAACGCUCCAGACUUCUCCUUUUCCAACACCUCCUUUAACCGGGAUGUGGUGAAGGCCGGGACCGGCAGGCGCUUCCUGGGUGGACUCCUGGAUGACACCUCCUACUGCUACACCCUGGAGGUGUCCUUCUACAGCUUCAUGACCGCCGGCAGCACCGCCCCGGUGCCGUACACCGAGGAAACUUACAUGAAGUUGGGCAGGAACGUGGCUCGGACCUUCCUGGAUUACUACAAACUGAACAACCUCAUCAAGGACAACAGACCACUUCAUAUUCAGAGCUCCGAAGGGGGGUCUCCAACUGCCAACAGCACUGCUGGAAAGGGCAUAAGUGUUGGCAGAGACGCAACGGACAGAAAAAAGGAGGCAAAUCACAACGGCAGACACUAGGAAGUGACACAAAGAGAGCAGCAUAUAAGGCAUUUCCAUCUGUGACUGGAGGAUUCUUCUCAAGUUACCACAUAUAAGCUCCACAUUUCCUUGGCUUUGAUGGCUGUUUUUGUCAAAUCUGUGACUCUGGGAUGACUUGUAUUUGGAGGAAUAAAGUCAGACCAUUUUCCCAUCUGCACCAUUAAAAUGCAGAGGAACACAGACUGGGUUAUUCAUUUAAAUUCCACAUGAUGCCUUUGUUUGGCAGCUUGUUGCUGUAAAUGCAUGCGCAAUGACUUAUUUUAUGACUAUUUUUAUCUUUGUGGUCACUAUAACGUCUCAUUAAACAGUAGAUCAUAUUGAAGUAUGUGUUACUGUUGAAUGUCAAUGUAAUAAAGCCUGUUACUGGGAUUUACAUAGGCAAUAAAAUCAGGAUUAGUCACAUUUUUAAAAUCUGUUUGUUCUUAAAUUUUAUUAUUUUGCAUCUUUGUUGUGUUUCUCCUUGUGUUUUAAUUUAAUCUGUUGUGUCCACAGCAGAAGUUACAGUCAGAAGAGGGUAGUAAUGCUGCCUUUUAACUAGGCUGCAUUUAUUUUGGGGUUUUCUAUGUGUUUUAAUUAAGUACAAACGUUUUCUGUAGCUCUAUUGUUACUAGGGAGACUAUUAACUAAUAUUUUUUUUAAAUUAUCAAUGUUUGUUUUUUUAAAUAUGCUCUUAAAUAAAGUAAAUUAUUUGCUUCACUAUAA